Messenger RNA from Phyllotreta striolata, 718 nucleotides. NCBI's taxonomy places the organism in Eukaryota, Metazoa, Arthropoda, Insecta, Coleoptera, Chrysomelidae. The record is from the annotation of a GenBank genome assembly.
GGAGGUCAUUUUUGAAUGUCAUUUUGAGUUUUAUUUUAUUGAAGUCAAAUUAUGCCGAAAUAUUUACAUGUUAAAAACUUUUAAUUUUUGUAACAAUUUUAAGCCGCUGUUUAAUAAUUUGAGAACAGAGAAACGAUUUAUCGGAACCAAAAUUAUGUCGAAAAAGAGAGCCCUAAUUUUACUGGCUUCAGGAGCCGAAGAAAUGGAAUUUGUUACUGCUGCAGAUAUUCUAGUGAGAGGAGGAGUCGAUGUGGUAGUUGCCGGAGUCGGUGGAAAAGAACUAGUGAAAUGUAGCAGAGGAGUGAAAAUUCAACCAGAGAUUUCAAUUUCGGAAGCUUGCAGGUGCUUAAACUUCGACGCUGUAAUCUUGCCUGGUGGUUUAGAAGGGUCCAGAGCACUUGCACAAUCUGCCGAAGUGGGAAAAUUGCUUAAAGAAUUUGAGUGCGGCAAAAAGAUUAUUGCAGCGAUUUGUGCAGCUCCUACAGCUCUACAAGCGCAUAAGAUUGGGUUCGGAAGCGCCAUAACUUCCUAUCCCAGCGUUAAAAACGAUUUAAUUAAAGACUACAAUUAUAAGGAAUGCAAUGUUGUUGUCGAUUGUAAUAUUAUAACAAGCAGAGGUCCAGCCACUGCGAUUGAAUUCGCCUUGGCUUUGGUGGAAAUGUUAGUGAGUGCUGAAAAAGCUUGCCAAAUUUCCAAGGAUUUACUCUAUACCACAUAA